This is a messenger RNA of Pecten maximus, 1099 nucleotides long. RefSeq lists its product as uncharacterized. Lineage: Eukaryota; Metazoa; Mollusca; Bivalvia; Pectinida; Pectinidae. The record is from RefSeq and is a predicted model, not a curated record. Bases 101 to 1066 code for a protein of 321 amino acids. The transcript is spliced from 9 exons.
UGCUUUACGGAACAUUGCGAAUGCUGAGAAGACCACUUUUGACGGUCUCCAAGACAUUGUUGCGCUACUGAAGGACGUCGCUUACGUAGCCUGCACCGCCAUGACGUCAUCAGGGAGAAAUGGCACCGUGAACAAAACUUCUGGAUGCACGUUUACAUCAUCCGAAACGAAAGAUAUACACUUAAUGAUGUUGGAACUUCACAGACGUGCUUCCUCACACAAAGCUAUUCUACCACAACUCCAGGAUCUCCAACAGAAAUGCUGGGAUAGUCACAAUCACCUGACAAAACGACAGAUCUUAGUAAAAUCACAAGAAAAGAAAUUAGCACUCCUGGAAAAAGACCACGUUUCUUACGAUGACGCCAUGAGGAAAUGGAUGAAUUACAAAAUAAAAGAAGAAAGCUCCACUUCAGUUCACAACACCAUGACGAACUACUUUCGGGACAUGUUGUAUAAAGAAAGACGUUUACGUCUAGAUAUGGAAGAGCUUGAACAAGAACUUCGUCAAUUUCUGUGCCUGAACAUUGAAAUCAGACUCCGUAAAACUCUUGAAAACAUGGCGACGACUAUUGACCAUGUUGACUUAGACUGCAGUAACACAAGAUACCAGAUUUUGAAAUCUCGUAUAAAGACCAUUAAGGUUCGAAAUAUCGUCCAGAGUUUGCUUCCGAAGUGCAGCAUGGAAUAUGAAUACCCAAAUGUUCAAGAGGUCAUCACGGCCACCGGGUUCUCGGAGCUGUUACCGAGAGGUCACAUGGUUUGUCUUCCUCGACACAGAAAAGUACAAAUGGACGACAAUGAACUCAUGACGUCAUCCCCGGGAAGUAUUGGCGAAGAAAUGAAUGAUGCUAUGGACAGAAACUCGAACAGCGGCUGUUACUUCAAGGCAAUAGGGUCUAAAGCAUCGACUGGUCCCGAGUUUUUGAAGCUAAAGCGAGAUCACACAUUUAAACAGAAGUUAACAGUAAUGAAUGGUGACGUAGCGUUUGGCUGGUCAAGGAAAGGACGACUUGGUCAGAAGAGAUGGGGCUUUUACGACUCCCGACUGAUCACCAGAGUGGUGUGAAUCUGGACAAGCAAAUUUAACAUGCAAAAAAAA